AUGGUGCUGCUGCUGCUGGUGGCCAUCCCGCUGCUGGUGCACAGCUCCCGCGGGCCAGCGCACUACGAGAUGCUGGGUCGCUGUCGUAUGGUAUGCGACCCGCACGGGCCCAGAGGCCCGGGCCCCGACGGUGCGCCCGCCUCUGUGACCCCCUUUCCACCAGGCACCAAGGGAGAGGCGGGGCGGCGCGGGAAGGCAGGCCUCCGGGGGCCUCCGGGACCACCAGGCCCCAGAGGACCUCCAGGAGAGCCUGGCAGGCCAGGGCCCCCUGGUCCUCCCGGCCCAGGCCCUGGCGGAGCGGCGCCCCCUGCUGGCUAUGUGCCUCGCAUAGCCUUCUAUGCGGGUCUGCGGCGGCCUCACGAAGGUUAUGAGGUGCUGCGCUUCGACGACGUGGUGACCAACGUGGGCAACGCUUACGAGGCGGCCAGCGGCAAGUUCACCUGCCCUAUGCCAGGCGUCUACUUCUUCGCCUACCACGUGCUCAUGCGCGGCGGCGAUGGUACCAGCAUGUGGGCCGACCUGAUGAAGAACGGACAGGUUCGAGCCAGUGCCAUUGCCCAGGAUGCGGACCAGAACUAUGACUACGCCAGCAACAGCGUCAUCCUGCACCUGGAUGUGGGCGAUGAGGUUUUCAUUAAGCUGGACGGUGGGAAGGUGCACGGUGGCAACACCAACAAGUACAGCACCUUCUCUGGCUUCAUCAUCUACCCGGACUGA
Chrysochloris asiatica (Cape golden mole) is the source of this 717-nucleotide messenger RNA. It is a transcript of the gene C1QL4, whose product is annotated as complement component 1, q subcomponent-like 4. NCBI's taxonomy places the organism in Eukaryota, Metazoa, Chordata, Mammalia, Afrosoricida, Chrysochloridae. Gene Ontology annotation, molecular function: protein binding. The transcript has 2 exons. The record is from RefSeq and is a predicted model, not a curated record. Bases 1 to 717 code for a protein of 238 amino acids.